Molecule: messenger RNA, 770 nt
Organism: Schistosoma bovis
Lineage: Eukaryota; Metazoa; Platyhelminthes; Trematoda; Strigeidida; Schistosomatidae
Source: the annotation of a GenBank genome assembly
AAAGCGCGACUGUCGCAAAAUGCUGCGCUACGCGAUCUGUAAUAGAAAGUAUUUACAAAUACCGAUAUUAUCAAAUUCUUUAUCAACAAAUCAGUUCAAUGAAUCAAAAGUUUAUAAUUUCACUUCAAGAUUACAAUCACUGGCAGAUAAAAGUAAAAAUAUUUUAAUGAAUCGUGAUCCUUAUUCUCCACCAGAAGAUGUUGAAUUACGUAUUGAAGCUUUAAGUAAAAAGUUAUUCAAUUUGAGUUCAUCAAACAAUAAUCAAUGGAAAGCUUAUCAUUUUCAGAAUAAUGAUGAAAAAUAUAAAAUAUUUACCGCAUGUAUUACAGAGUUUAAACAUCAUAUUGCCAAUAGUUACCUUCAUGAAAUUAAUUCUAUUGAAGAUUUAAUCAAUUAUUUUAUGACACCAGUAGAAACACCAGAUUUUUUAUAUAAAUUAACAUCAGAUGCCAAAAAUAAUGUUUGUGAAUUACCAUCGAAUUUAAAUAUACAAUUAGAACCAGUACGUUAUAAUCCAAAUGAAGAUCAUUUUUUCAAAGUUAAUGCUUAUCCUGGUCGAUCAACAAUUGUUAGUAAUUUGGCUGCUACUAAAAAAUAUCCAAGUUAUCGUGUUAGUCGUUUAAAACGUAUUCGAGUUGAAUAUGAAGAUAUGUAGUCAAGAUUAUCCUUCAAUGAUGUUGUAUAUAGGCAAAGUAUAUUUAUGUACCAAUGCAAAUCUGUAUAUUCAUGUAUUGUUUUCAAUGAAAAUAUACUUUAAUAAUCUCUAUGAU